This is a messenger RNA of Sinocyclocheilus anshuiensis, 1690 nucleotides long. Its product is annotated as carboxyl-terminal PDZ ligand of neuronal nitric oxide synthase protein-like. The record is from RefSeq and is a predicted model, not a curated record. The transcript has 10 exons. Lineage: Eukaryota; Metazoa; Chordata; Actinopteri; Cypriniformes; Cyprinidae. The coding region runs from base 236 to 1528 and encodes 430 amino acids. Gene Ontology annotation, molecular function: nitric-oxide synthase binding.
ACAGCCAACAUACGCUUUCUGAGCCUUCUGCUCGGCUAUGAAACAAACACCUAAGAUCAUAUUUACUCUAAAUGAUGCUGAAUGCCUCUGCGGAGGAGCAUCUCUGCCUUUGCCUUUGGACAUUUUCAGGUCUGCCGUCAUCGUUCUGUGAGAAAUCUCUCAGAAAUCAGUGCAGAGGCUUCAGCAUGUUUUGAGUAAAUAAAGGUAUCGAACGAUAUUUCCAUACCAUACAACGAUGCUGGAAAAGAGUAAAUAUAAUUUGGUAGACGACUCAGUGGAUCAGAGGAUUCCUGCUGAUAAUGAUGGGCAGUUCCAGCAUGGGCUCACAUUCGAGGUGAAGUUCAUCGGGAGCCUGGAUAUUGUGCGACCCAAAAGCAGGAUUGAAAUAUUGGUCGCUAUGAGACGAAUACGGUAUGAAUUUAAAAUUAAGAACAUCAAGAAGAAGAAAGUCAACCUUAUUGUGUCAGUGGAUGGUGUCAAGGUGGUUUUACGGAAAAAGAAAAGGAAAUUUGACUAUAGCUGGGAUGAAAUUCAAAUGACACUGGCCCAGGACCCCAUUUUCAGAAUAUUUUACGUCUCACAUGACUCACAGGACCUGAAGAUAUUCAGUUACAUAGCAAGAGACAAGAAAAGCAAUGUGUUCCGCUGUAAUGUCUUCAAAUCAAAGAGAAAGAGCCAAGCCAUGAGGAUAGUGCAGACCGUGGGUCAGGCGUUUGAAGUGUGCCAUAAACAGAGUCUAGACAAUGCUGACGUAUGGCUUGUGAAAGGUGAGGAGGAGAGAAGCAAAGAUGAGACUUCAGUUGCUGGCGGCACCACUGAGAGAUCAGGCAAUGCUGGGCUGGAGAAAGAUGAAAAGGUGUGUGAAGAGCCGGUGCUGGUGAAGGAGUCGUCCAGGCUAGCGUCUCCUCUUUCCAGUCCUCUAUCCAUGAGCCAUCAGGUGCAGCUCCUGCAGAGGCAGUUACAGCAGCAGGAACAGAGGAGUCAAGCCGCCUCCGCACAGGUGGUUCUGCUUCAGCAGCAGGUGUCGGUGGAGACCAGCGCCAGGACCGAAGCUCAGGCUAGAGUCCAGCAGCUCCUGCAGCAGAACACUGAACUCCUGCAGCAUCUCACACUGCUGGUCAAACACGUCCAAGAGCUGGAGCUCCGCACUCAACCACACAAAAACUCCCCCUUGGGAUCUCAAGACAGCCUUCUGGAAAUCGCCCUGCGUGCCAACAUGCCAGCUGUAUCACGUGAGCCCAACCCGAAUCCUCCCUCAAGUGCUCGAGAGGGCUUCCCUCUCUCAAACAGCCUGGUUCGGCUUGACGGCUUUCGUUUCUUCUCAGAAUCUUCAGUGCAGGAGAAGAAGCCGGAGCAGGACAGUGACUCAGGUCAGGGUCAGGAUGAAGACCAGUCGGGUGGCUGCUCUCCUCCAGGGAACCAGUUCCUCGGCUCACUGGACACACCUGGAUUCAGAGAGUCCGGUAUUGCGUCCGGAUAUGAGUCCAAUACGGAUGAGAGCGAUGACCGGGAAAGCUGGGGCCAGUAACUUUGUGCAUCUGAUACCGCUUUUCCACUGGGGCUGGUGCCGGAGCUGGAGCCAGUGCUUGGCCAAGAGCGGCACUCAUUCAGAACCGGCUCACGUUUCCACUGGCAGGGAGCAAAUUCUUUUACGUCACCAACCUGUGACCGGAAUCGCUUGUUAUCUCAU